CUUUUGUUCGAAGCGUGUGUGACUUUAGCGACAAGUAUGGACAAAAUAUGAACUACGAAACAAACGAGGAACGCUCUCCCUUCGUCAUGUAUUUAUCGUAUCGGUGUAUAAGCUUCUAUCGUUUAUUUCCCACUCACGCGUUCAUAACAAUUGCUUCCGUGUGAAUUUAAUAGAAAGAAAUGAAAGUUUUCUGUGUGUAUAUUUUCUUUGCUGUGAUCCGUGCUAGAUACGACGUCAGUACGCAUUUGUUUCACGAUAAAGAAUAAUAAAUAUAAUUAACACGUAUGAUAAUUGAUAUAUAAAUUUGCGGAUUUAACGAAAUUAAUUUUUCUAUAUCAUAUCUAUUUACCUGUACAAGUAUUAUCGGCAAUGUAAAGUUUCAGUAGUUUAUCGUUUAGUCGGAAUUAGAUUGAAAGAAUUUUGAAAAUACAUUGAAGAAAUAUGCAGGCAUUCGCUCGGUAGUAAUUGCGUUGCUGCGUAAUACUAUUGUUUAAAUAUUAAUUUAUUGUAAUUCGUGUACAUUAGAGACUUUAGAAUAAAUUUUUACGUUUAUAAGGAGAUAGUUUCGACGUUCAUGCGUCGGAAUACAAGAGAAAACUAUAUCUUGGACUAAUCGUCAAAGUUAAUGAAAAUAUCGUAUGUGUCGAUAUUAAAAAAAACCAACAAAUCUCGUGACGAAAAUUUUCAAGUAUUGAAAUUAUUUUAAGUUUCUAACAAUCUAAGUGACAUUGUACAAGAAAGUCUUUAUUUUUGCCAUAGAAUCAUCUGUCGAAAGAGUGACCGUAGCUUUUUCAUGCGAGCAUUGUAAGACGCAUUUCUUGAAACGUCAGCCAUUUACGUACGCUUCAUCGAAAAUCAGUAGUAGGGUUAUAUGAGCUUCUUCUCUUUUGCCGCAAAUUUCGAGGGAGCGCGCUGCACUAUACAACUUUUUCUACACGAAAAAUGUCAAAAACAAAAUUUAAAUAUUUGAUCGGGCGUUUUAUUUUUGGCCAAUUUUUAUGGACAAAAUCUAAUUUUAAAAACGAAGGUUUUUGAACGAGAACAUGGCCUUUUGAAAUUGUUGGAAAAACUUCAUUUUCGUGCAUAAACCUUUUCUUAGAAAGAAACGCAAUUUUUGUUGACCGAUUCACAUUUAUUGUAUGAUCGUCCUUUAUGUGGCAUAUAAUUUUUUCAUGCUGUUUUCCAAAUGUAUCAAUACUUUUACUACGUACAACAAAAUUUCUGUCACGCGUUAACUUGAUCGUCGAAUUACCCGUGAGAUGGGAGUAUGAUCUAAAGCUAGCUUGUAAACCGAUUCAAUAAGCGACAACAGUGCUUACCUAUCCGCCCUUCUAGUUGAUAUUUCAUCCAUGCCUGUCGCAGAAGUCGCAUGUGCGGAAAGUGAUAAACCGACUUUAGUUGUUGUCAAGCGAAACUGAAAAUUUUCUAUAAUUUCUUGUCAUAGAUUCUAUAAAUUAUAUUUACUUAUUGAAUUUAUGAAAAUACCAAUAUGUGCGACGAAGAUGUAAUACGCAGAAGAUUACUCAUAGAUGGGGAUGGUACUGGAGAUGACCGUCGAAUAAAUAUGUUGUUAAAGUCAUUUAUAAAAUGGAUAAACAGUCCUGACGCCGACAACACAUUACACGAGAGAAUGCUGUCGCAACUUGCCCAAUGUGAAUUUGCCCAAAGAAAAUCUAGACUGGUUUCAAACAUGAGCCAAGAAGAAUUGAAGAGUUAUAGUAAUUUAUCGAAUGAAAUCGAAAUACAAAUAGAAGAAGCCAAAAAAGAAAUAGAAAAGACAAAAGUAGAAUUGCACGAAGCUAAACGUGUAAGAAAAAAUAGAAUAGAGUAUGACGUAUUGGCAAAGGUUAUUAACGAGCAACCGGAUAGAUUGGAAACCAAUGAGAAACUUGCUACGCUACGUCAAGAAUUGGGAAAUCUAAAGGAAAAAUCUGAACAAUUGGAGCACAAAUUAGAAAUGCGAAGAAAACAGUUUCACGUUCUGAUAUCCUCUAUACAUUCUUUGCAAGGAAUGUUAGACGAAUGCGACGAAGAAAUAAUGGACAUUAGUUUAGAAAAUUAUGAAGAUACCGAUACAACUUCUAUGGAAAUGUCUUUACUAGUUUUAGGUACAUGUCUGAUAGUUAAGGAUAAUCUUCAAAUGGAAGGUUUUAAGGUGAAAGAUGAACCGAUGGAUGCAUUAGCCAUAGACAGUCAGGUUAUGAAACAUUGCUUUAAGGACGAAAAUAUUGUAAGCGUCGUACUUAAAGAGGAACCUGGAGAUAGAUUUGAUCCGGACUACAUGGAGGAUAUAUGCUCUGGUACUUUCGAGAAGGUAUUUUUACCUAUCGAAAACAGUGAAGUGGAUUUUUCCAAUGAGAUGGUAAAACUCGAGUUGGAAGGAGAAACGAGCGGACAUCCAAAUUGGACGGCACAGAUCACGGCUACUAAUCUUUGCGAGAAAGAAGAUGGCAUACCGCAUAGGUGUUUAAGUGCAGCGGACUUUAUGCAAGCUCAAGACGUUGAAAAACAUCCUGUAUUUUGUGCUAACGGACAGCAGCCCAAAUUUUAUAAGAUUCAAUGUUCCAUCUGCAAGAAAUGGUUUCUUAACAACGAUUCUAUGGUCACGCAUUUGAGAAUGCAUUGUAACGGGAAUCAGUGCGAGGUUUGUCAGCAAAACUUUCAAGACAGUUCCAGCUUGCAUGCGCAUAUGUUAACACACGUCGGUAUGAGUCCACUGGAGUGCAAUGUUUGUCAGAAGAGAUUUGCUUAUAAGUGGUGCUUAAGAAAUCAUAUGCAAAUGCAUUCGAUAGAUAAACCAUAUGACUGUGAUGCUUUGCAACAGGGAUUUAUGAAAAAGCCUGAAGGUAACGACGAGCAGUCGUUGAAUACAGGAGAAAGACCCUUCGAGUGUGACGUAUGCCACGCUACGUUCCGAGAAAAAGGAAAUUUGAAUCGACACAUGCUGAUUCACACCGGUGAGAGGCCCUACAAAUGCGAGAUAUGCUAUGCGGCGUUCAGGGAGAAGGCUAAAUUAAAUAUUCAUAUGCCCAUUCACACGGGCAUGAAGCAGUUCAAAUGUACCAUGUGUCAUAGAUCGUUCGCCCAAAAAACUGCUCUGAACAAUCAUAUGCUGGCGCAUAGCGGGGAAAAGCCGCACGCCUGUAAUAUUUGUGAGAAAACGUACAAGAGGAAAUCGGAAUUGAUCAGGCAUACGAUGGUCCAUACCGGCGAACGACCGUACGAAUGUAAAGAGUGCCUAAUGACGUUUAGGGAAAAGGCUAAGCUAAAUUCUCAUAUGUUGGUUCACACCGGCGAGAAACCCCACGAAUGUCAUAUAUGCCACAAAGCGUGUGCGCGUAAGUCCGAUUUGAACAGUCACAUGUUAUUACAUACCGGCGGGCAAUACGAUUGCAAGGUUUGCGAUAAAAUUUUCACGCGAAAGUCCGAUCUUAAUAGACACACUUUGAUACAUACGGGCGAAAAGCCAUUUGCCUGCGAUCUCUGCGACAUGGCGUUCAGAGAAAAAACGAGAUUAAAUUCUCAUAUGCUGAUACAUACCGGUGAUAAGAGGCACGCAUGCCAUAUUUGUCAGAAAACGUUUAAAGAAAAGUCGUCGUUGAGAAAGCACAUGUUAAGUCAUACAGGCGAUAGACCCUACGAAUGUUACGUAUGUCACAAGGCGUUUACGCAAAAAACUACUUUGAACAGUCACAUUUUGAUACAUGCCGGGGAAAGGCCUUACGAGUGCAGUACUUGUCAGAAAAUUUUUAAGGACAAAGCUGCGUUGAAGAAGCAUUUAUCGAUGCAUAUCAAUGAAAAAAAUCACGAAUGUUUGAUUUGCUUAAAAAAAUUUAGUCAUAAGGCCGCAUUGAACAGUCACCUGUCGACCAAUCAUACAUCUUAAUCCGUGAAGAUCUAGUCCGAUUUUUCUUUACAUCGAGCGCGCACCGUAUGCUUCAAUGCACCGUGCCCACCACGGUCUCGUACAAAAAGACAUUACGUACUUUAUUACUUUCUCUCGCACACUACUUUUUUUUUCCCCUUGUAUUUACCGUGCAGAAAUAAAUUAAUUUCCAAAUUAUUUUUAUAUCCGCUACAUUGGACAUCCAUAAUGGAGAAUUUAAUGGACGAACGAUGCGUCUUUUUCGUUUCCUUUAAAUAUAUAUAUAUAUCAUUUGGAUAUUUUAUCAUCAAUUGACUUUUAUUGCAAUGCGUAAUGCGAGAUGUAGGGAUGUCGCGAGAUCUUUACUUGGAUAACAAUUUAAUUACAAUCCAUCGAUGUAUAAGGAACAAUUAUUAUUCCGAUGUGAUGUGUAUUGAAUGAUAAAAGAAAACGUAAAAGAGUACAAUGAAAUGUAUAUUCUAUGUAAAGUUCAAAAUAAUGAGUAUGCAAAUUACGAGGGAGUCAACAAUACUACAAUUAUCGUGCGAAUAUGAUAUUUGUUGGGAAUAUGUCGAGGAACCUUUUUUCUUUUUUUUUUUUUUUUUCCUAUUUUUUUUCCUUUUUUUUCUUUUCUUUUUCACGCGCACUUUCUAGCAUAGUCAUAUUAUGCUACCGAGUUUUAUUAUACCAUAUUGAAUAUUUGACUGUGAUGUGAGCCAUCCUUGCUCGAUGGUCCUUAAGAAUGAAAAUCAACGAUUACGACGAAAGAUUUUCCUUUUACGAAACACAUACAUAUAUCUGAAUGGAGUAAUAUCUUUAUAUGAAGAAAGUAAAAGAAAAGAAAAAAUAAGAGACUGUGGCAAAAAUAUUAUACUUUACUCAUUCCUUCGUUCUGUACACGAUAAAUAUAAUAUAAAUAUAAGUGUUGAUAACUGUAUAAGAGAUAGUUUUAUCAACAUCAUACAUUUUAUAAACUUAACUAAUAGAACGGAGCGAACGAUGCGUGAAUUAAGUUGUAAAGAGGAUCAAAGAAAGUAUAUUAUACGAAAUAUUACGAUACAAAAUAUUACUUGAUAAUUGUCAUGUA
This is a messenger RNA of Vespa crabro (European hornet), 4952 nucleotides long. Its product is annotated as zinc finger protein 708-like. Gene Ontology annotation, biological process: mRNA processing. The transcript has 7 exons. The coding region runs from base 1490 to 3886 and encodes 798 amino acids. The record is from RefSeq and is a predicted model, not a curated record. Gene Ontology annotation, cellular component: THO complex part of transcription export complex. NCBI's taxonomy places the organism in Eukaryota, Metazoa, Arthropoda, Insecta, Hymenoptera, Vespidae.